Messenger RNA from Punica granatum (pomegranate), 2315 nucleotides. The record is from RefSeq and is a predicted model, not a curated record. Lineage: Eukaryota; Viridiplantae; Streptophyta; Magnoliopsida; Myrtales; Lythraceae.
UUUACUCUAAAUUGAAAAAGGGAAAAGUUCAGACACGAAGGCGGGAAGGAAAGGAUUUUCACGCUUUCCGCAGAGCCCGGAGCACGGGAGGGCGACGGAGGCCGGCCAAUCGAGCAAGAUAACCCCAUAAAAGGCCGUCGCCAGCCUCUUUCUCGGGAGGAUAUUUUUUCUUUUUGGCGGGUUGGGAGGACUACUGUGUAGAACUUUCCAGAAGGAAGGAAAUCGUUAGGCAAGAAGCGAGAGCGAGUGAAAGAGUCACUCGUAAUCCGAUCGAGGCCAGUAACCGGAGGUUUUCCGGCGGCGUUCAGCGAAAAUGAAGAGGUCUGGGAGACUUGCAGCGCCGGGGGAGCAAAGGAGUUCACUGAUGCUUGACGAAAUUUGAUUGAAGCUCUGGUUCUGGAGGAUUCCGGCCAUUUUCAGCUGCGAAGAGAACUUCAGGUUGUCGAAGGAGGCGUGAUAGAACUAUGAGAGAAGGGAAAUCCACAGUCGGUGAAGGCAUAUGGAGUGGUAUUAUCUCAUGAUGGGUUGGCAAUGCUUGUCUAAGCUUUAUAAGACAAGUGGAAUCAGUACAAUAUAUGGUGCUCUAUUUUCUUUAAUGGCAAGGGCAUGUCGACCUGAAAAUUCUACAUAUGUUGAGAAGUUUCCUCAACCUUUUUCUGGAAAAAUUCAAUCUCUAAAGCCAACCUCAUUGUUGCAAGGUGUAUGGGGCUGUGGAAUGAUAGAAUAUGAGAAGAGGUCGUUCUUACUGAGAAAUAGGUCUGGGAACAUUGAAGACCCCUGUGGUUUUGAAGGCAAUUCCCUUUUCUCACGAAGAACCAUAAAGACAAUGUCUCAUCAAGUUGGAAAUGGUACUGAUAGAGAACUGCAGCUGAGUAGGGAUUUUUCUGUACAACUUUGGGUUUCAGAUAAGAAAAUGAAUGAGCCUGGUAUAAGCAGAAGAAGAAAACUAGGAAAGCAAAAGAAUUCAGGAGUUCUCUAUGUUGAUCAGAUAUCACUUCAACAUCUGGCAGAAAGAUGGUUUUAUGGUGAUUCUACCAUAAGAACGAAUUCUGAGCCCCAUAGGCAAGAUCCGCAGCAGCCGCCACCAAGCCAACCAGUUUCUAGUUUGCUGAAACUUGCAUCUCCCGAGGAGGCCCUUGUUGCACCUCUUCUUGCAAGGUCCAAUUUACUGAUAACAAGGGAUAUAGAAUGGGCAAACCUUGUACUUGGUUUCAAGCAGGAGCACCGCUAUGCAAUAGUGGAUGUCUGUUACCCUCAGUCUCCGGUAGGCUUUAUACGCGAACAGAGUAAUGUUGUCGUCAGACAGUUCCUUAGGCUGAGGCGUCCUUUUGUAGCAUAUAUAACUGAUGCCAUGGGUAACGAACUUUAUAGGGUUCGCAGGCCCUUUUGGUGGAUAACAAGCUCAAUCUAUGCCGAGGUUGAUGGUAAGGAAGUGGGUGUGGUUCAUCAAAGAUGGCACCUCUGGAAGAGGGUGUAUGAUUUGUACGUAGGGAACAAGCAGUUUGCAGUAGUGGAAAAUCCCGGCUUCUGGUUUUGGACCUUUACUUUGAAGGACAUAAAUGGUGAAGUUUUGGCUGAAAUAGAUCGCGCUUGGCGGGGCUUUGGUUUUGAGCUUUUUACUGAUGCUGGCCAGUAUGUUAUUCGAUUUGGGAGUUCAGAUCCCUUCUUAAUGACGGGUUGUGCUAGAAAAAUUCGGGAAUUAAAAGUCGUCCGUCCUUUAACCCUCUCAGAAAGGGCAGUGGCACUAGCUCUCGCUGUAUCACUGGAUAAUGAUUACUUCUCAAGGCAUGGAGAUUGGGGAAUUCCUUUCGCUGUCGGCGGUGAUUAGACCUUCAGUCACCACCGAAUGUGGAACCAAGAAGUUCGUAUCUGGCUGGGGUUGUUUAUAGUGUAGGUAUUCUUAGCAGGACUCUGGAGACUACUGUGCAGUCUUCAUCUGCUUACUGAUGCAUCAGCAUCUUCGUAGCAGCUCUCUCAUGUGGCCAUUUAUUUUGCCAAGAAUCGGGUUGAGCGUGAUGGAGCUCUUUGCUGCAUAGUUCAAGGCCAAAAUCACGUGACUAAGAAUUAGUUGCUGAUGACUGACGUAUAGCUUCCAUAUUCAGUAUACUGGAUGAGCAACUUGCAGAUCCAUUGUCAAUACAUUCGAUCGUUCAUUUGUUAAAAAGAUUGAGAAAACCAAAGAUUGUUCCCUUUAAUCUAGUUCAAUAUCAUGUUAUAGCUACUCAAAAAUGUGUGGGUUAGGGCGUUUUUGCCUUUUUUAAGGCAACACGUCUGUUCACGUUCCAUUUAAUUCUUAUGCAAAGAGAUAUGCUGUU